Molecule: messenger RNA, 4135 nt
Organism: Larimichthys crocea (large yellow croaker)
Lineage: Eukaryota; Metazoa; Chordata; Actinopteri; Sciaenidae
Gene: cep135
Product: centrosomal protein 135
Exons: 26
Coding region: 257-3760 (1167 amino acids)
Source: RefSeq, a predicted model, not a curated record
UCAAAACGCUGCUCCACACGCUCACUUCCAUGGUGACGGAUCCAAGCGGAGCCUCGGCGCUCUUUUCAAACCCUUUACCGCGGAAACGUGUCAGCCCGAGGAGCUGUUUGCCACCCGACUCUAACCGAUAACACGAUGUGGUGCGGAUAAUUAACUUUUAACGCAAGUUAAAGGUGCGAGCGAGACAUUUACGUCGGUGAUGUAGAGCCAAGUUUGACGUUAGUCGGGCUAGCGUCUCUCCUAACGAGUUGCCAACAUGAACAGCAGCGCGGAGAGGAAGUUUGUCAACCUGAGGAAGCGUCUGGAUCAGCUGGGCUACAGGCAGCCACUGGGGAUAGAGUCACUGCCACUGGUGGAGAAGCUCUUCAGUGAUUUGGUCCACACCACCGAAAGCCUGCGCAAUGCCAAACUGUCAGCGGGCAAGACCGACAAGGAAAGUCGAAACUUUGACGCUCUCCUGGAGCCGUACAGGGCGGAGAACGCUCGGGCCAUCAGGGAGAACAACGAGCUGCACCAGGAGCUUCUCAAGCUGAAGGAGGAGAAGGACCGAGUCACCAGAGAGCUCAAGACCCACAUCAGAAAACUCGACCACGAGACGUCCGACUUGAAGUUUUUAAAUAACCAAUAUGUGCACAAAGUUCGCUGCUUGGAGAAGGACGGCAAGGCCAAAGCUGAGCGCAUCCAGCAGCUGCAGGAGAAGAACAUGCAAGCUGUGGUGCAAACACCAGGUGGAAAGAAGCGCAGCAUCCCUUUCAGACGUCAGAGGAUGCAGAUCGAUGAGCUCAUCCCUCCCUCCUCCACGUCAGCUUACCCCGUGUCGCAGCCGGACGAUCCGUAUGUCGCUGACCUGCUGCAGCUGGCAGAUGGAAGAAUCCACGAGCUACAGGAAGACAUCGUAAAGAUCAAACUGGACCUGGAAAAUGCUCGAGACUAUAUAAAACACUUAAACACACAGGUGGAGGAGAGAGACAAAGAGAUCGAGCGUCUAAAUCGUGUUCUUCAGGGAGGACGACCUCAUGAUGUCAUUACCCUCGAGGCUCAGAACGCCAGCAACGAGAAACUCAUCGCACAUCUCAACCUUCAGAUCGAGUACCUGCAGGAGACCAACAGGACCCUGGAGCAGAGGGUCGAAGGUCUGCAGCAGAAGAAGAAGGACGUGUCCACCGAGGUGGCCAAUCUGUCUUUGAAGAACCUGGAACUGUGCGAAGAGUUGACGCACAUAGACGACCUCGCCAAGCGGCUUGAGAUGGACAGGGAGCGUGUUUUGGAAACUGCCGACAUGGAACUGCACGAAGCUAAAAAAGAAAUUCAAAGGCAGCAGGAAAUUAUUGCAGAGUUGGAGGAUAUCGUCACCAAAGUUAGACGGGAGCAGUCUGAAGGUGACUUUGAAAAAGAUCGACUCAGAGACCAGCUGGUGGAGCUCGGAGAGCAGAAUGAGAAAAUGGAGGGGCUGGUGAAUUUCCUGGAGGACGAGAAAAUCAGACUGCAGGACAAAAUGGAGAAAAUGACGGCAGCUGAUAAAGACCUGGUGCUGGAGUUGGAGACCAUGCGGGCUAAGCACGGUGUUUGUGGAAGGGAGCGCUCCCCAUCGCGACUCGACGCAUUUGUCAAGAGUCUCGAGGAGGAGAGGGAUUAUUAUCGACAAGAGGCAGAGCGCUACAAAAGUGCCAGAGGACCCGGUGGCCUGGAUUUAAGCCCCAGUCGUAGUCCAGGCAGGGGCCGAAGUCCUUGGUCCAAAGUAACAAGAGGAGGUGGUACAGAGACAGAACUGCUUCGCGUAUUAAAGGAAAGAGACGAGCUGAAGGCUGCUCUGUUGGACUUUGAGAGGCACAUGGAGGACAUCCAGGACAAUGUGAAGGCCCUCAGCACAGAGAGAGAACAUUUCAAAGCUCUGUUUAAACAAGCUCAGGAGGACUUGAAGCUGGCUCGUAGCAGAGACACGUCAGCUGACCUCUUGAAACUGAAGGAGGAGAUCACCCAGGCGGAAAUGAAGAUCCAACAGAUGAGCGCUGAAAGAGACACACUGAUGGACAGAUUAAAGGUCGCUCAGACUUCGGCUCUCGCUGACAGACAGGGAGAGGAGAGGAGGACUGUUGACCUGGAGAAUGUCGUUCGGAGUUUAGAGCGGGAGAGGCUGGAUCUGCGCUCACAGGUGUGUCUGCUGAAGGAGAACAGGGAGGCCGCGGAGGCGGAGCUGAAGGUCCGAUCUACUGCUCUGGUCCAGAACGCGGAGGAGGUCGCACAGCAGAGGGCAGAGUGUAACGCUCUGAGGCUACUACAGGAGCAGAUGGAGCAGUCACUGUCUGAUACCCAACACAGGCUGUCCGUGAAGAUGAACGAGCUGCAUGCUGCUCACGAGCAGAUUGACAAACUGGAGGAGAGAAUAGGGGAGCUGAGUCAACUGGGUGCCAAACACAAGGAGGAAGUGGCUGUCCUCCACAAAUCUAUCUCUGCCCUGGACAGAGAGAAAGACGCUCUGCAGGAUGAGGUGGAUCAGAAGACGGAAAGACUGGUCGUUCUCCAGGAGGACAACUCUAAAAAGGAGCAGACCCUUGAAGAUGUCAGACUCACAGUCACAAACAUGGACAACUCUCUAGCUCAGCUGCAGGGGGCGUUAAACAGCCGCGAGAGGGAGAUAACCAGCCUGAGGAGGCAGCUGGACGUCUGUCAGGAGGAGCUGUCCACACUCAGGAGAGACAAAGAAAUCACGAUCCGAGAGAACAGGAGGCUGCAGGACGACCUGGCUACGAUGACCAGAGAGAACCAAGCUGUACAUGUGGAGAUGGAGGAGGCUUUGCAUGAGAAGGAUGAGCUGAAGUUGAGAGUCCACUCUUACAUUUCUGAAGUGUCCAGGAUAGAGAAGCUGAUGGCCACAAAGGAGCAGGAGAACAGAGACCUGCUGGAUCGUUUCAGGAUGGCGCACUCCGAGGUGGAGGAGCGGGAGCAGAAGUUGCAGCAGGCCGAAGGCCUCAAUAACACCAUCCGCCUGGAGCUGCUGUCUUCAGACUCGGAGCGCAGACACCUCCGCGAUACUGUCAGCCACCAGGACAGAGAAAUCCAGCAGCAUGGAGAGGCCCUGCAGGCCUAUGAGGCCCAAGUCUCCUCGAUGGUUCGUGGAAUGUCCAGGCUGGAGGAGGAGCUGCUCAAAGCAAAGGAGGAGAAGGCCGCGCUCCUCUCGGAUCUGGCAUCCGUCAGGGAGCUCUGUGUCAAACUGGACUCUGGCAAGGAGCUCACCGCACGUCAGCUCACCUCCAGGAGCAUGGAUCUAGAGAGACUCACAGGAGAACUGGAGGAUGUUCGGUCAGAAUCUGAGCUGCUUAAGAAACAGCUGGCCAGCGAGAGGCUGACCGUCCGCAACCUCGAAACACUGCUCUCCACCAAUCGGCACAAGGAGUUCCAAACCCACCUGACAGCCAGCGAGAGAGAGUCGGAGCUGAAGGUCCUUCGUGACAGGCUGGCGCUGGCUGACAGCAAAACUGCGGAGCAUGUCAGGGAGGUGUCCCAGCUCCGUGGCAAAGUCUCUCAGCUGCAGACGGAGAUGGACGUCCUGAAAAGACAGCUGACCACGGAACGCUUCGAACGUGAAAGGGCGGUUCAGGAGAUGCGCAGGCAGGGUUUGUCGUUCUCGUCCCUGCAGAGUUCGUCGCCCCUCAGCGUCUCCACCAGUCCUCAUCAGACCUCCCCAGAACGCUCCAUCCUCCGAAGUCUUAACCGCUCCACUGACAAGUCAGCAGACAGAAGCGUGAGCUUCAAGGAUUAACAGCUACAGACAGACAAACGAAGGCAUCGAUGAGUGAGUCCGAAACCACUAGAAGCUUAAAAGUCUCGAGUCUGCACUUGAAUUGUGAAAGCAUCAAAUAAACCUCGGCGCUAAUCAUCCUGCAGCAUUCGUCUAACCCGAGGCACUCAGGGUGAAAUCAUGCCUGGGUCUUUAAUAAAGCCAACGACGGUGCUAACAUUUAUACAAGUUGUCUUUUUAACCAAUGCAAAUAUCAACUUUUAAUGACUCCACUUACACGACUGGACGCAGAAGUGUCCGCUGUGUUUAGUAUGUUACAGUCCGAUCCGAUCCUCAGCCACUAUAACCUCACACAUGUAGCAAGAGAAGUGUUCGUGCAGCCCUGUGGUCCUGUGU